AUGGCUCAAUCGACCGACCAUGUGGUCGACCAGGUCGCCCAGCUCAACGCCGCUCGAAGCCUCGUCCUCGGCGAUGCCGCGCUCUACCCGCAGAUCGUCAACGGCAUCCUCCCCAUCAUCGGAGCCAACGCCAGGCUGGAAUUGCGACGAUGGGGCGCAGACUUUUUAGCAGAGACCUUCUCUACUCCGGCCCUAGCGGCGGCGCAGAAGCAGCAGCUUGCGCCGACGGUCUUGCAAUCGAUUCAAGAUACCUUAGCUCUGCCCGAAACAGACACGGCAGUGCUGUCGAGCUUGGUACAGACGGUUGCCAGCUUGUACCCGCUUAUAUUCCGCCACAUUGUCAAUCACGCGGAGGAUACCAAGACGUGGGAAACAAUAAACGCAAUCAAACAAGAGAUCCUGCGGAAUAUGGACUCUUUCCCAUGCCCGGUUAAGAUUUGCUGUGUCAAGUUUUUACAGCGUGUAGUCCAGGUUCAAACGCCUGGCUUGAUUGCGGACCCCAGGCGACCCGACCAGAACGAGACUUCAUUGGCCGUCGUCCCCCGAAACCACGCCCUCCUUGCUAUUCCACAACUAGAAGCCGAGUCAUCAGGUCUACUUGACCGUUUACUCGGGGUUUUCCAAGAAGAGACAAGUGACCCCCUCAUCGUCAAUGCCACGCUGAACUGUCUGUCACCAUUGAUCCGCACGCGCCAGUCGAUUGCGAAUAAAAUCAUCAAUACAAUCCUGGAAUUCUAUCCCGCCAAACAUGUCCGUCCGCCAUUUACACCCACUGUUCGUGUCGGCGUCAAGUCGAUGGAACGUACAUCGCGCGCCAUGCUUUUCAAUGUGAUGAAGAAGAACCCUAGUCACCCGCUGAUGGGGAAGAUGCAAGCGUAUAUUGAGCGCUUGAUGCAGUCCCGGUUCGAAAUCACCGAUGAUGCUUCUCGGAAACGUGGACUGCCCACUGAACCGACUGAUGGUCUGGACAACGCUAAGCGGGCCCGUCUUGAUGCGAUGACACCUCCACUGCUUAACAUUCCCCCUCUGCCUGCAGGCCCGACCAGCUUUGACCAACUAUUUACCAUAACUCAAGAUAUCGGUCUGUCUUCGUUUGAUGUGAAACAGCUUCCUCCCGAUCUAGUGGUGAAGAUUACUGUCCCGCUCUUAACUCAAGUGAAUCAGUCGCUACUUACCCAGGCUGUUGAUGCCAUACGAAACCGAUAUGAGACCAUAACGAAAGAGCAAAAUCUGAAGCGUCAACAGCUACACCAGGCCGCUACGGCUGCGGCUGCUGACGACGACGACGAUUACGAGCCUGACUACGAACCUGUGGAUGCUGGGGCGAACGUUCCAGAAGAGUCCACUGCUCUCACAGCAGAAGACGCCGAACUAGAACCUGAUCUGGUGUCUUUGGGCCCAUUUGUCCUGCCACAACCGCCACCAUUGACCGAGGAGCAAGCUGGUGAUGUUGGGCGCAGCGCUGUUUCGCGAGUGUUUAGCAUGAUUGAUGCUGUCCAAACAACCCCAUCGCCAGCUCAGAGUAAGAAUCAGCAGGAAUUAGGCUUCGCCCGGCUAGCUGGAAGUACCUUUGACCGGGAUGCCUGGGUUGUUCUCCUUACUCGUUUGGCUACUCGCGCCCCAGCUGGUCUGGAGGGCAGUGACAAAGCCAAAGCGGAUAAAAGACAUCCAACCAUCUCAGAUUCGAUCCGUGAGACACUGUAUCGGUAUAUUUUGGAGGAUUUCCGCGCUCGGCUCAAGAUUGGAAUUACCUGGCUUAAUGAGGAGUGGUACAACGACCGCGUUCGCAUGAAGGCGGCUAACUCGGAGCGUGGAGUUGAAGACGAGGAGCCCAUCGUUUCUCUCUAUUAUGAUACUUGGGUUCUUCGUCUGCUGGAUGGUUUCUUACCAUACCUUGACUCCCGUGAUAUCAAGGUAUUGGUGCGAUUCCUGAGUGAGAUUCCCGAAGUCACCAUCGCCAUUAUACAGCGAGUGGCUAGCUUAGCGAAAGAUCCAGAACGUGUAAAUCUGACCGUGCAGGCUUUGAUGUACUUGAUCAUGUUCCGGCCUCCAGCGCGCGAAAUGUGCCUCAACACAUUAGAGGACGUUUACCAGACUUAUGAGGAAUCGCGCCCCGCAGCUGGUAAGGUCCUGGCCAGGUGGCGUCCCGAGGCACUGCCCGCGCCUGCUGAGACGGCGCCAGCUGCUCCCCAGACAGAGGUGCAAGCCCCCGCUGCAUCAACGUGA
Messenger RNA from Penicillium daleae, 2226 nucleotides. Its product is annotated as RNA-processing protein PTA1. The transcript has 8 exons. NCBI's taxonomy places the organism in Eukaryota, Fungi, Ascomycota, Eurotiomycetes, Eurotiales, Aspergillaceae. Gene Ontology annotation, cellular component: mRNA cleavage and polyadenylation specificity factor complex. The record is from RefSeq and is a predicted model, not a curated record. The coding region runs from base 1 to 2226 and encodes 741 amino acids.